CUGCUACCUUCAUCAAUACUUCAUUUUCUUAGCAUUUCAGAGACUUGAAACAGACACCUGUUCAGUUUCUGAGAGGUUUACUAAAUUAUCUUCCUACUCACACAAAAGAAGCCUGAUUCCUGCCUUAUAGGAGAUCCAGGAUCUGGACAUUGCUGAAGAAAGUUCUAGGAGGAGCUGCAGCUGUUCCUUGACUUCUUUUCUUGAGACUUCAGACACAGAGGCAUUAUCGUGUGGCCGUGGUGAAGCAGACUUUAGACACGCUUGCCUAUAAUUUGAGAGAUGGUGAAUAAGUACAAGAAAAUUGUUCUUGUGCAAGGGUUAGAGAAGAUGAGUGAUUAUCAGUUUAGAAUGGUGAAAUCCUUACUAAACAAAGAACUAAAACUGACUAAAAAAUUGCAAGAAGAAUAUGACAGAAUUAGCAUUGCAGACUUGAUGGAAGACAAGUUCCCAAAUGAUGCUGGACUGGGCAAACUGAUAAACGUGUGUGAAGAUAUACCUGACAUUGGAAAUCUUCCAGAAAUUCUUAAAAAAGAGAGGACAAAAGUUAAAAAUAAAAACAAACAACAACUCAAAGCUGCAAAGAAAAGAAGCAAGGAAGAAGAACCCAGUAUUUCUCAACCUAAAUCCCCCACCAAUAAAGACGUGGACCCAGAAACGGCCAAGAAUGCACCUUCAUUAAAGAAAAAGGGGAAGAAAACUAUAAAAGCUGGAAUGUCUACAACAAUGAAGCUUAUCAAGGAGAAAAAUCAACUUCUAACACCUUCUGCUAGCAGCACACAGCAAGCUGAAAGCUUUCCUCAGACUCCUCAUAGGCCUCCACCAAUAGCACCCAGCAGUUCCUCAAUCAAGAAAAGAGGGAAGAAAAUCAUAGAAUCUGAAGACUUCAAGAGAAUGAUACUUAGUCAAGAGCAGAACCAGCUUUCAGACCCUUCAGCAAUUAACACACAGCAAGUCAAAGGCUGGCCUGAGACUCCUCACGGGCCUCCAGCAACAGCAUCCUGCACUUCCCCAGCCAAGAAAAAGAAAGGCUCAACCACAAAAACUGCCAACAUACGAAGCUUCCUACAGCAGUUAGCCAACAGGCUUCCUGAAACUUCAGGCACAAGUGGAGAACUUGCUGAGAGUCAGCCUCAGAGCUCUCACAGGCCUCCUCCAGCCUCUCCCAGUCAUUCCUCAAUCAAGAAAAGUGAAGGCCCAAGGUUGGCAACACACAGCACCUCGAGGAUACAAGUACACGACAAGGGAAAGUGUCCAGCUCAGCUGGCAGCAACCGGCCCAUGCCGGACGGUGAGCUCACCUCAGGCUCCUCAAGGGCCUCCGGCGGCCACCCCCAACAGCCAUCAGACUUCUCAAGCACAUCUAAAAUUUUCCCACGGUGUGUGGGCUCAAGGGCCUCGAGAAAUGGCCUCCAGCAGUACCCAAGUGCCUCCAGUGCCUCCAGAAAUAACAUCCAGCAGUGUCCAGAUAAGGACACCGCCACAAACCUCAUAUGUCCUCACCCGAACCCACCCGGGAACUCCAGCAGGAGCCUUCAUCCUUUUUCAGCCUCCUCAGAUGUGUCCAGCAAUGUCAUCUAGUAGCCUGCAAACUCCACCAGUGCUUUUAAGGCCUUCUGGCAAUGUCCAGGAUGUUCAGGUGGCCCCACUGAGUGGUCUCUGCAGCCCACAAGGGUUUCUAGCAUCCACAUCCAAGACUCAUCUUGACCCUCAGGAGCCUCCCUCAUCUACAUGUAGUGGUUUUCCAGACCCAUGGAAAUCUCCAGCCACAACAUCCCAGAGAAAAAGAUUGACCAAUACUCCUAAGGAACCUUCCAGGGAAGAUGAUUACCAGACAGGUCUCAAAGAAGUAACGGUACUGAAAGCAACAGAACCAUUUACAUAUGAGAUGAAGGAAGGCAAAAAAAUGUUUCAUGCCACAGUAGCUACUGAGAAUGAAUUCUUCAAAGUGAAGGUUUUUGAUGUAUCACUGAAGGAGAAGUUCAUCCCAGACAAUGUGAUCGCCAUCUCACAUUAUUAUGGUUGCGAUGGGUUCCUAGAAAUAUACCAUGACUCCUGUGUGUAUGAAAUAAAAUCCAACUCAAAAAUGGAUAUCAAGCCUAUGUUGAAGAGAAAUGCCAGUGCAACUCCUAAAAUUGACUAUCUUUACUCACAACAAAGAGGAAUUUUUGUGGAUGGAGUGUUUUUGGUGCACAAGAAACAGGUGAGGAAUGAAUGCAUUUACUAUACAGUAGGAGAUAAAACAGGGAUGAUGGAAGUAGUGGUGUAUGGACGGCUGACCAACAUCGACUGUGAGGCAGGUGAUAAACUUAGGCUCUUCUGCUUCGAGCUGGACUCAACUGCAGAUUCCUGUCAGCUAAGAUCUGUAAUGCACAGUCACAUGAAGGUCAUCAAGGCAAGGACAUAAAGGACAGCCAAACAAUCCUGAUUCAGCCAUGAAAACUUCACUAGAGUCCCUAUGAUAACCUGAAUGCCACUGACAAGGAUGUUUAUGUGGUCAAGACCUAACUACAGAAA
Jaculus jaculus (lesser Egyptian jerboa) is the source of this 2513-nucleotide messenger RNA. Its product is annotated as interferon-activable protein 203-like. The transcript has 11 exons. Gene Ontology annotation, biological process: activation of innate immune response; cellular response to interferon-beta. Bases 280 to 2403 code for a protein of 707 amino acids. NCBI's taxonomy places the organism in Eukaryota, Metazoa, Chordata, Mammalia, Rodentia, Dipodidae. Gene Ontology annotation, molecular function: double-stranded DNA binding. The record is from RefSeq and is a predicted model, not a curated record.